UCUAAUUCGACCGAUGACUUCAUCCACUAGAUAAAAGUACGUCACUGUUCCUGGCAAACAGCAUUCAAAUAUGUCAAAGAGGCUCAUCAAUCUUUCUCAACAUCGCCCCUUCAAUAAUAUAAAACUCGCUGAAGCUAUUGAUGCCAUAACCAAGUCAAAAUGAAGAAUCCGAAGAGUAUGCCUUUGGAAGGAGUCGUGAAACGAUUCUUUUCAGCGGUUUUGUGUCUGAAUCUUGUGUGAGAGUUCUGUCUUUCCACCUUCGAGCUUCUCGUUUCUUAGUCGUGAGCAACACUAAUACCUUGAUCCUACCAGCUUUAAAUUUCCCACUGCGGUAGCACGACGUAGCUUCGAAUUUAAACUCGUCCUUGCAUAGCAUACUACUUCAAGUGCUCCGGAUACAGAGAGAAACUUUGACGUCCUUGAGCCCUGUCUUCUCAAGGUCUUGUAGUCGGUGUGUUUUGAAUCAUGGUUGUAAUACCCAGUCGAAGGUCCAUCUUGACACGAUGAGGAAGUUGGUAACUUUUGUUCUACUGCUUUUAACAGCUAGCACUGCAUCGUGGAUUCUAGGAGGACUUGCAGUGGGUAUUCUGUUGAGCUCCGAUGUGCCGGUGCUUACACCCUCGCAGUAUCUCAAUGUUUCCGAUGUUUAUCUAGUGUUCAUGGUAGACUGCAAUCUUGAGUUAAGAAACCGAACGCAUGUCCUCAGCACCAAUAUUACGGUCACGAGGUUACAAAAUUGUGUCCUUCUUUUUCAAUCAGAUGGAAACCUUGUGAUCUACAAGGAUUACAACUACACCUCUGUCCGCACUGACAUCGGAGUCCCAGUGUGGGCCUCUCAAACCCCGAUCCUAACCUCAAAUCUGGAAAGACCCGUCUAUCUACGGCUGAGUAGAGAUCGCUCUGUCCACAUAGCCCGUUACAAUUCACGUACCCCACAAUAUAGCUCUUCCACCUGGGAAUUAGUAGAAACGGUUGAAUCCAAUUCAAUGGAUGCAUCCUUAGAUCCCAACAUGGCAUGGAAGCCGAAUACAUCUCUAGAUAAUCACUCAUUCAUGCCCGCAGAAUAUUUUAUAUCCUAUAACUCUAGUUUGAAAACACCCGAUGGCAGGUUUGUACUCACCUUAACAAACAACUGCAUUUUGCAAUCCAGGGAAACAGACUCUGACAAGCUUCUCUGGGAAGGGGGGACGAGGCAACAAGUCGGACAAAAGUGUCAGCUCUAUCUGCAGCAGAAUGGUCUCCUUGUGAUCCGUGAUGAGGGUUCAGGUCAUGUUUACUGGAAUAGUAGCGUUGAGGCAGGAGACGAUAACAAAGAUUCCGAUUGGGUUCUGCAUUUGAACGUAGAAGAUGGAAGCAUCAGCGUGAGGGACAUUACGAACAGGAAUAUUAUCCUAUGGACAAACAACGACGAAGCUACAAGCCAUGACCCUAAUGGCUCUCCUGCCCCAACCAAGGCCAGUGUACGGAUCAUUGUUGGCGUGGUGAUUGGAGCUUUUGUUCUCGCCAUCGGAGCCGUCGGGCUGUACUACCGUAGAAGGGCAAAUUUCAUCGAUCCUGCCGACAGAGACUUCCAGCGGCGUUUGGAGAGCAACGGCGGAAUAUCUCGAUCAUUGUCGCUGGCUAAGAUCAAACAAGCGACAAACAAUUUUGCAAACGUGAUCGGGAGUGGUGGUUUUGGUGAUGUGUUCUACGGCAAGCUGCCUGAUGGCCAAGAGGUUGCGGCUAAAGUUUUGGCGACGAACUCCAGUCAAAGCAAGGAUGAGUUCUACAAUGAGGUUGAGCUAUUGUCCAUGGUGCAUCACAAGUACCUGGUUUCGCUCCUCGCGUACAGCUGCACACGAAAGCAGCAGAUACUGAUUUACGAGUACAUGGGUGGAGGAGACCUGCGCUGCAGACUGCGAGGGGAUAGUGCUGCUGCAAAUCCUUUGAGCUGGCGCCAGAGAACAAGCAUCAGCCUUCAAAUUGCAGAUGGAUUGGAGUAUCUGCAUGACAAGUGCUCUCCGCCGAUCAUCCACCGCGACGUGAAAAGCACCAACAUUCUGCUCACAAACAAGCUUGAUGCCAAAGUGGCGGAUUUCGGGCUCUCGAAACUUAAGACCAUUGGGCACGAAGAUGUGACGCAUAUCACGACGGUCGUGAAGGGGACCCCAGGAUAUCUUGAUCCCGAAUACCACGAAUCAGGCCUACUGACGGAGAAGAGUGACGUGUACGCGUUUGGAAUCGUGCUGAUGGAGAUUCUGACAGGAAGACAUCAAAUGCAUCUCGCGAUGACGGUUGCGGAAGCUUGGAGAUUGGAACAGUUGGAUGACUUGGUGGAUCCAAAUUUGGGAGGCGACAUCGACAGGGAUGAGCUGACAGAGUUGGUGGAGCUCGCGUUGUGGUGCACCCGUAGGAACAGUGCGCAGAGGCCGUUCAUGCGUCAAGUUGUGCACAGGCUUCGUGGAUUGGGGCUGGCCUUGGUCGGGCCACAUCCAAUUGGAGACGACUUCAGCGUCGAUGUCAAUGAUUUCGAUACGGCACCCUUGAGCGACAUCUCUUCCAGCGGCGGCACGAACACUGACGUCCGGAAAGGUUCAUCUUCCUUAUAACGUGGGCACCCGCCGCAGAGUAAAGCUGCGUUGGACUGAUCCAAGCACCGUUGUGGUGCCGGCAGCUGCGGCGACAAGUGCCAAGGCACCUACAGCUCAGGCAGACACAACUAUUGUACAGACCAAUUUGAACUGAAAGUUGUUCAUUUUGAAUAAGUAUUUGCUGUGCAGUAGUCUGUUUCUUUCUGGGACAAGUAAUGAGAACAGUUUGCUAGCAAGGAAGGUCCAUUUCUAAUUGAUUUGCUUUAUUUUGCUGGUUGUUACCUAUUUAACUAAACUGUUGCUGUUAGGAAUCAAGUGAUAGCAAAUAUUGGAAAUGAUAGAUGGAAAAAAAAGGAUUGAUGACAGGGUGAAAAGAGUACGUAGCAAACCUUAUCAAUCUUGCCUUUUUGGAGGAGUGGUCUAUUUUUUAUUUUUGUGGUUUUGAAACUUUAUGCAUAAAA
Messenger RNA from Physcomitrium patens, 3031 nucleotides. Its product is annotated as putative leucine-rich repeat receptor-like serine/threonine-protein kinase At2g04300. The record is from RefSeq and is a predicted model, not a curated record. Gene Ontology annotation, molecular function: ATP binding; protein kinase activity. NCBI's taxonomy places the organism in Eukaryota, Viridiplantae, Streptophyta, Bryopsida, Funariales, Funariaceae. Gene Ontology annotation, biological process: protein phosphorylation.